UUAAUAUAGUGCUGUAAAGAGUGUGAAAGGAAGACUUCGAAGAAGACUUUCUGAUUUGGUUUUCGUUUUACUUGUUUGUCAUCUGCCAUGAAUUUAUAUUGAAUAAAAAACCGAGAAACACACACAAACACCCUCUGAGUAUAUCAUCAAAGAAUUAUGGUUUUUUCCAUAGUUCUUUUAUUUUAUUUUAUGUUUUCCACUUUUACAAUAAUCUCCAAUGCGGUAGAAUUACACACCAUAACUACAACUCAAUCUCUUACUGAUGGACAAACCAUGGUCUCUUCAGAUGGAACAUUUGAACUGGGAUUUUUCAGCCCCUCAGGUAGUACUUCCAGGAAUCGAUACUUGGGAAUAUGGUACAAGAAAAUAUCUAAUGGGACUGUGGUUUGGGUUGCCAACAGAGAUACUCCACUUACUGAUGCAUCAGGAGGAGGUGUCUUGAAGCUAACUGAUGGAGGAAUUCUCGUGCUCGUCAAUGUCAAUAGUACAAACACCAGCUUCUGGUCUUCUUCAAAUUCGUCAUCAAAUAACAACAUAGUGAACCCAGUUGCACAGCUUUUGGAUUCGGGUAAUCUUGUUGUCAGAGAUGCAAAUGAUGAGAAUUUCUUGUGGCAGAGUUUUGAUUAUCCAUGUGACACUUUGUUGCCGGGCAUGAAGCUUGGAAAGAACUUAGUAACCGGAAUUGAUCGGCAUCUAUGGUCAUGGAAGUCCAGUGAUGACCCUUCUAAAGGUGAGUAUUCUUAUGGAAUUGAUCUUCGUGGAUUCCCACAAUUAGUCCUCCUAAAAGGUUCGGUUGAGAAAUACCGUUCUGGACCAUGGAAUGGUCUCCGCUUUAGUGGCUCCGUGGGUUUACUACCAAACAGCAUCUACACAUACCGUUUUGUUUUUGACCAGCAGGAAGUGUAUUAUGAAUAUGAGCUUAUUAAUAGCUCAGUUUUCUCACGGCGGGUUUUGAAUCAGAAUGGAAUACUACAGCGCUUGACAUGGAAUUAUAAAACACAGGAAUGGACAGUUUACGUGAAUACACCAUCAGAUAACUGUGAUUUUUAUGGGCUGUGUCAGGCCUAUGGUAUCUGCAGCAUUGCUAACUCCCCGGUGUGUGGGUGUCUUGAUAAAUUUGGUCCAAGGUACCCAAAAGAUUGGGGCACAGCAGAUUGGUCAAGUGGGUGUGUUCGAAAAACACCCUUGGAUUGCCACAAUGAAUCAUCAAAUGGAUUUAUCAAGUAUUCCAGUGUUAAAUUGCCUGACACGCGGAAUUCCUGGUUUAAUAGGAGCAUGACCCUCAAGGAAUGCGAAACAGUAUGCUUGAAAAAUUGUUCUUGUAUGGCUUAUGCAAAUAUAGACAUAAGAGAAGGAGGAAGUGGCUGCUUGCUCUGGUUUGAAGACCUGAUUGAUAUUAGGGAGCUCACAGAAAUUGGACAAGAUAUUUACAUAAGAAUGGCCUCCUCUGAGUUAGUCUCCGAAGUUGGCUCCAAAUCCAAUAGGAAGAUGCGAAAGAAAGUCAUAGUCAUCUUGGCUUUACUAGCAGGAGUGUUAGUGCUGGGCCUAACCUUGGCCUUGUAUGUUUGGAUGAAGAAGCAUCAAGAGCAAAAGUUAAAUAGAGGAGAAAGUUUGGAUCGUGGCUUGGAACAAUGUCACACUAAUGAAAGCCACAAGGAAGAUCUAGAGUUGCCAAUGUUUGACUUAUCAACAAUAGCUGAUGCUACCAAUAACUUCUCAAUCAGCAAUAAACUUGGAGAGGGUGGAUUUGGACCUGUUUACAAGGGUAUUCUGGAAGAGGGAAAGGAAAUAGCAGUGAAGCGUCUGUCAAAAUAUUCCACACAAGGAAUUGAUGAGUUCAAGAAUGAAGUUAUCUGUAUAGCAAAGCUCCAGCAUCGAAAUCUCGUGAAGCUUCUAGGAUGCUGCUUUCAAGGAGAAGAAAAGAUGUUGAUCUAUGAAUACAUGCCUAACAAAAGUUUGGAUUUAUUUAUUUUUGAUCAAACCCAAAGCAAAUUACUGGAUUGGCCUAGGCGCUUUGACAUUAUCAAUGGGAUUGCUCGGGGACUUCUUUAUCUUCAUCAAGAUUCCCGACUGAGAAUCAUCCAUAGAGAUCUCAAAGCUAGCAAUAUUUUGCUAGAUGUUAACUUGAUCCCUAAAAUAUCAGACUUUGGCAUGGCUAGAAGUUUUGGAGAAAAUGAGACUGGAGCAACUACGAAAAGAGUGGUUGGAACACACGGCUACAUGUCCCCAGAGUAUGCUGUAGAUGGGAUUUUCUCUGUAAAAUCAGAUGUAUUUAGCUUUGGAGUUUUGGUAUUGGAGAUGGUGAGUGGAAAGAGGAACAGAGGUUUUUUUCAUCCUGAACACCACCUUAACCUUCUUGGCCAUUCUUGGAGACUUUUCAAGGAAGGCAGGUCCUUGGAACUGGUAGAUGCACCUCUCGGAGAAGACUCGUGCUGUUUGUCCCAAGUUCUACGAUCAAUCCAUAUUGCUCUAUUAUGUGUGCAACAAUUUCCAGAAGAUAGGCCGAACAUGUCAUCUGUGGUUCUGAUGCUUGGUAGUGGGAGUGCAUUGCUUCAGCCUAAACAGCCUGGUUUUUACACUGAAAGAACUUUUCCAGAAAUUGAUUAUUAUACGUCAAGCAAGCAGACAACAAGUUCAGUUAAUGAAAUCACCAUGACAGUAUUAGAGGCUCGAUAAAAAAUAAUAAAAAAAAACACACAAUGUAUUUGUGUUUUGUAUGUUCUUUAAUUUGUGAACAAACCAUUUUUGAUCCAUAAGGCCAUUUGUCUUAGUUAAAUUGGGAUAAUACAUCAUAAAAUUUAUAAAAUAUUUCUGUUUCUGCAA
Molecule: messenger RNA, 2823 nt
Organism: Cornus florida
Lineage: Eukaryota; Viridiplantae; Streptophyta; Magnoliopsida; Cornales; Cornaceae
Product: G-type lectin S-receptor-like serine/threonine-protein kinase At4g27290
Exons: 7
Coding region: 157-2676 (839 amino acids)
Biological process (GO): recognition of pollen; protein phosphorylation
Molecular function (GO): ATP binding; protein serine/threonine kinase activity
Source: RefSeq, a predicted model, not a curated record